This is a messenger RNA of Funneliformis caledonium, 273 nucleotides long. Lineage: Eukaryota; Fungi; Glomeromycota; Glomeromycetes; Glomerales; Glomeraceae. The record is from the annotation of a GenBank genome assembly.
AUGGCAAAAGCUGAAUGGAACGGUGAAUAUAUUUAUUUUUUUAAUUUUCCUGCAAAUAGUAUUAAAUCAGAAUUUCUUCUCAUCACACAUUAUGUCCAAAGAAAGGAGAAGCUUCAUAUUACAACAUCGAUGAUAAUGGUAAACGCUGCUAGAUAUUAUUCUAAACCAAAAGAUGCUGCGAAAAAUAUUCAAGGAUAUACUGCUCUUUGGAAUGGUUUUAAUAAUACUUAUGAAAAUGGAAAACGCGAAAUAUGUAAUACAGUUGAUAAAUAA